Chaetomium globosum CBS 148.51 is the source of this 657-nucleotide messenger RNA. RefSeq lists its product as uncharacterized. The record is from RefSeq and is a predicted model, not a curated record. The transcript has a single exon. Gene Ontology annotation, molecular function: protein binding. Bases 1 to 657 code for a protein of 218 amino acids. Lineage: Eukaryota; Fungi; Ascomycota; Sordariomycetes; Sordariales; Chaetomiaceae.
AUGGCGCCCAACCCCUACCUCCUUGCAGCCGACAACCCAGCAGCGCUGCUCGCCCUCCUCCACGAAGACCCCGCCUUGGCGUCUGGUCAAGACGAGCAUGGCUAUUCCCUCGUGCAUGCCGCCGCCAGCUACAAUCAUCUUAGCCUCCUCCGAUCCCUAGCCCGCGAGUUCAAAGUCCCGAUCGACCUCAAAGACGAAGACGGCGAGACUGCGCUAUUCGUGGUCGAAUCGGUUGGGGCCGCCCGCGUGCUUGUGGAAGAGUUGGGGCUGGACCCCAAGAUACAAAAUGAUGAGGGACAAACGGCAGGGGAGAAAAUUGAGGCUGAGGGCGAUUGGCCUGCAGUAGCCGUGUACCUCCAGGGAUUGAAUGAGGAGCCGGCAGCCACCAACGGGGCACCUAAUGGCACAACAUCGGCCGGAACGGAACUGCCUCCCGUUCCAGAAGGGUUGCAAGUGACUAUGGGCAUGAUGGAUGAGGCGGCGGCGGGGGGGCAGCAACCAGACCCCGAAUUUCGCCGGAGGAUAGAGGAGUUGGCUGCGAGAGAGGAUUUCCAGGCGCCUGAGGGCCAGGCAGAAUUGCGAAGACUGGUCGAGGAGGCUAUCGGCGGUGCGGAAGGGCUCAGUGAAGAAAGGAGCGUUCGGCCAAGGCAGGAUUGA